Molecule: messenger RNA, 2487 nt
Organism: Coprinopsis cinerea okayama7#130
Lineage: Eukaryota; Fungi; Basidiomycota; Agaricomycetes; Agaricales; Psathyrellaceae
Exons: 6
Coding region: 1-2487 (828 amino acids)
Source: RefSeq, a predicted model, not a curated record
AUGGUUCCGUCGAUCCACAUGUUUUCCGUUGGAACAGUAUUCGGUCGCAAGUUUGCAAGACAAGAACCAGAGGAUAGCGAACAGCCGAAUAACGAGGCUGAGGCGCCAAAACUCCCGGACGACACACCUCCUCCAAACCCGAUCCCUUCGUCAUCUUUACCCGAGGUGCCAUCCACAUCCAUACCAACACCAACUUCCCAACAAACACCGACUGGUGACCAGGAAGGAAGCGGUGGGGGUGAUUCCCCAGAUGAUAAUGUCGAGACGCCACCCGUUACUACUCGCGACAGACAGGAGACAUCGACUUCCCGAGAUGAGGCCAAUACACCACCUUCAAGCUCAGUGGUAGAAGAUGUGCCUGAACAGUCAACACGGCCUCCUCGUCCUGGACCUGGACUGGGACUCAUACCGAAGGUCCUAGACCCUGUCGUAACUGGGAUUGUGCAACCGGUUGCCACUGGGAUCGUAGAACCUGUUGUCGAGCCAGUUGCUAGCAUUGUUCAGCCUGUCGUUAGCGUCGUGCAACCGGUUGUCGAGCCGAUCGUCAGCAUUGUCCAGCCGGUUGUGGAUCCUGUCGUCUCUGGGAUCGUCGAGCCUGUCGUUACUAGGAUUGUGGAGCCAGUGGUUGAGCCUAUCAUAACCGGGAUCGUCGCGCCCGUCGUAUCUAUUGUCGACCCGGUAGUCGAGCCAGUGGUAACCGGCAUCGUCCAGCCCAUCCUCGACCCAGUCGUGUCGAUACUCCCAGUUCCCGACCCUUCUCCCACAAUCCCUCGACCUGAUUCCCCGCCUCCUGAUGAAACAGCGACCCAAACCGUCCGACCAGGCUUUCCGCCUAUUUUGCCAGGGAUUAUUACGCCCAUCCUUGGACCCAUUGUGACAGGAAUUGUUGACCCUAUUCUUGCGCCUAUCACUUCUCGACUUGAGAUACCCGGAACUAUACCCUUACCCACCCCCGAUCCCGGCGAUAACCCAUCACCUCCUCCUGCUCCACCUUCUCCUACCACUACGCGGGAACGCCCAGGACUGCCUGGGAUCGUAACCCAAAUCUUGGAACCGAUUGUCACAGGGAUAAUCGCGCCCAUCGUGACACCUAUUUUACCGCAAAGACCUCCCCGAACAACUGUAGACAUCCCACUUCCAACUCCACCGACCCUAAUCCCGAUUCCCAUCCCAACUCCAAGCAGCCCUAAUACCCCAGGACUCCCACCUCCUGAUCCACCUCGUCCACCUCCACCCCCGCCUACUUCUCGUCCUUCUCCUCGACCAACCCCACCUCCGCCUCCGGCAACUACACUCCAACCUCCAUCCAGACCAGAUCCGGUCCCUACAGAGGCUGUUCCGCCCGGUCCAAGUAACACUCCAGGUCCCAUCAACAACGGAGGUGCCCAACCCGGUGGUACAACCAGAUCACGUAUCGGGAACACGACUAAUCGACCGUCUCUGCCGACAUUGGGUGCGGAAGCACUGAGUGUGUCAUCGGGGGAUGUUACCGAGGUUUCGACUACUAUUGUUGAGACGCGGACGAGCAUCGGGGUGGUGACCACAGUUCGCGAGGGGCGGCCCAUAACACUGUCUACGACGAGGAUCGAAACAACCUCUAGGACCACUGUCACCACUGUUCCUAAGCCCACAGGCUCGGAGGAGGUCACGCCCAUCAGCGGUAGUUCCAAACGUGAAGGCCUUAUCGGUGGUGUUAUCGGCGCUAUUAUCGUACUCCUCGCCGGUAUCCUCCUUGUUCUGUUCUUGCUACGCCGUCGAAAGCGGCGCAAUGCAAAAUUGGAACGGAACUUGUUCACGGAAACUGCCCUCCCACCGUCCUCCGUGGGCGGCGGUGUCGCGGUUCGGGAUGUACGUGAAAAGGAUCAAGAAUUGCCUUUCCGUGACUCCAACCCGAAUCCGAGUCGCGCCUUGUCUGCAUUGUCCGGGUUAUCAACGUUGCCGCUCCCGACUUUUGCUUCCUCUCCCGAGCCAAAGGCAGAGGAACGGCACACCACCUCCCAGGCUAGUAGCACUGUUGAGGACCCAUUCUCAGAUGCAAACGGUACUGGGAAUGUAGGUGUUCCGGGCGAUGCUAGCAGAGCCCUCCCCAACGGCCCACCAUCGCAUGAACAUCUCGCCGCCAGCAGCGGCGGUGUCUCCGGUCAUGCAGCAGCAGCGCUCUUUGCGGAAAACACCAAAUCCCAACUGGCUCCUACACCCAUCGGAAACUCUGUCCCCACCUUCGCUCCGAACUACAGCAAUCCAUUUGCCGACCCUUCACCUGGUUCUUCCGCCUCGAAUUUCAGCACAGAGGGACCCAAUCCCUUUGACGAUCAUACCAUUCCAACAAAGUAUAUCACUUUGCACUUGGAGCCGGAGAACUUUGGGCGGUACUCGUUCUCCAGUCAGGGACAUUCUACUUUGAGCCUUGGACAUGGAUCGAUGAGGACCGACGACCCUCGUUCGAGGUCGUCGGAGAGCUUCAAUACUUUGGGAUAUGCCCUGUGA